Molecule: messenger RNA, 1337 nt
Organism: Lates calcarifer (barramundi perch)
Lineage: Eukaryota; Metazoa; Chordata; Actinopteri; Centropomidae
Product: myozenin-2
Exons: 6
Coding region: 213-1013 (266 amino acids)
Cellular component (GO): actin cytoskeleton; Z disc
Molecular function (GO): actin binding; telethonin binding; FATZ binding
Source: RefSeq, a predicted model, not a curated record
GUCGCUCCGUCAGUCGGGUCAGGCUGGAGCCCCCUCUGCCCACCCUCCCCACGACGAGCCCCAGUGCUGGUGAGCACGAGUAACCCACACAGGUCUCACUACCCAGUCUGACCCUCUCGCUUCUCACCUUUCUGACUUCCUACCCUGAGGAGAGAGGCACAAAUUAAGGCCCCCACGCCCCCCCGCGAGGGUCCUUCAGGACAGGGGCAGCCAUGUCACAGUUCUCUACCAUGACGACCAGGGAGAGGAAAAUGCAGGCAGCAGCAAUCUGCAGGGAGGUUCAAGCCCAGGAAGAGAUGGAUCUUGGGAAGAAAAUGAACGUGCCUAAGGACAUCAUGCUUGAGGAGCUGUCUCUCACCUCAAACCGCGGCUCCCGUCUCUUCAAAAUGCGCCAGAGACGCUCAGAAAAAUACACUUUUGAGAGCAUCCAGAAUGAAAACAACAAGCAGCUCAAUAACACAGCAGUCUCUCAAACGGAGAAUGGGAAUGCCACGGACAGCCACAGCAACCAGAACGAUGUGGGUGCCGACCAGCCACCCAAAGUGCCGUCCGACACACACACAGAUAUAACAAUGGUGCCAAAUCCAGACAGUAUCGCCCCGGGGUACGGAGGUCCUUUGAAAGACAUCCCUCCAGAGAAGUUCAACUGUACAGCUGUGCCAAAGUCCUACCACUCACCCUGGGAGCAGGCCAUCAUCAGUGACCCGGCCUUAGCUGACACUCUCAUCACCCGCAUGCCUGAGCCAGAGCGCCAACCAGACUUACCAGGGUACAAAAGUUUCAACAGGGUGGCAACCCCGUUUGGUGGUUUCAGCAAGGCACCCAGACCUGCUCCCAUCAAGCCACUCCAGGUGGAACCCCUCCCCGAUUUCCCUGAGCUCCAGGGGAACACAACAGUAAAUCGACCCUCCUUCAACAGAUCUGCUCUGGGGUGGCAGUCAGCGGGCGGUCCAGUCCCCCUCCCUACCAUUUCCCUUGAGCCUGUGCUCAUCCCUGAGUCAGAAGACCUUUGAACCCAUAAUGAAGUCACACAGAGAUGCUGUCUGCUUAGUUGUUGCACCCGAGGUUAUGGUGGGCGGGGAAAUGUUUCGGUCAGAACAGAGUCAGGGUGAGAGAAAGCAUCCUCUUGGGCAUUGCUGGUUGAAGUUACCAUGUGUGCAACAUGCCUUGCUUUUCCAGGGAUGUUAGUUAUUGCACUGCACUCAAAAAUUAAAUCAUGUAUAGUAGGCCAAGACACUGCUCGAAUACAUGGAAUUUGUUGUAUAUUAAUGUGCAUAAGAGUAUUUUAUCUUGCAGACACAGGUUUUGCUCAAUAAAAUGGUGUGGAGUGCAACAAG